AACAAGGAAGCUAUUAGUUGCGCUCUCACAUCCCAAUGCCGGAUGCCACGAAUGCCGGAGCGCCGCCGAUGGAUGCGCUGGCGACGGCAGAGCAGCUGGAAGAAGCCGCAGAGAAGCGGAUCUCGGAGGGCAGCUGGGACUACAUCAUGGGAGGGGAGGCAGACACCAUCUGCCGGAACCGCACUGCCUUUGACCCCUGGCUCUUCCGACCCCGAAUCCUGCGCGAUGUCUCAGAGAUAGACCUGAGCUGUUCGCUCUUCGGUGCGGCGUGUGCCACGCCGAUCUACUUGAGCUCCGUGGCCAAAGGAAGACUCGUGGACCCCAAAGGCGAAGCAACCUUUGUGCGUGCAGCCGAGCGACUCCGGAGCCGCUUCCUGGUGCCCACUGUGUCGAGUCUGCCGCUGGAGGAGAUCUGGAAAGCCUCGAAGCACUCCCAGGCCUUUCAGAUCUACCUCCUGACCAACGACGAGAACUUCGCCAUGCCUGCCGGCUUGGCUGAAGCGUUGCGCCUAGGCGUGAAUGCCUUGGUCUUGACCGUGGAUGCCAACGCACCCAGGCAUGGCGCUCUGCACCGAUUCACUUCGGCCGGCACGGGGGUUUUCCCCUCGCCAUUGCUGGACUGGGAGAAGUUCAAAGAGAUGCGGAAGAGCUUCCCGGUGGGUGUGCCGGUGUACCUGAAGGGCGUCCAAUGCGCGGAAGACGCCCUGAUGGCGGUGGAGCUAGGCCUUCAAGGCGUCGUGGUCUCAAACCACGGCGGCCGCGCCUGUGGGAACUCGAUCGGAGCGCUGGAGGCGCUGCAGGAGAUCAGUGCGGCGCUACGAGAAGCAGGACAUCUAGGCCCGAACAGCACGUUCGAGCUCUACUUCGACAGCGGCGUCCGCUGUGCAGCUGACGUGGUGAAGGCUCUUUGCCUGGGUGCCAGAGGUGUGGGGCUCGGCCGGCUGUACUACUGGGCGGCGGCCUGCCAUGGCGAGGAGGGUAUCGUUCAAUUGGUGGAGCGGUUGACCUUCGAGGUGCGACGCUGCAUGGCACAGCUGGGCUGUCGACGCCUCAGUGAGCUGGGUGUGGCGUGCUUGGCGAAGAGCGAGGGGGGCGGAUUUUCCCGGAGGUUGGAUGACUAUGGGCGACCCAGGCUGUGAAGAGCCUAAUUUCUGAUGCAACCUGACCAACCGAUACGGCAAUGCGACUGCCUCCAGCCUAAUAGCAAACUAUAUAUGUAAGAUUAUGUAAGACCUUUCUUCCUUUGUUUCUUAUAGCGAUGGCCUCCAACCUAAGGGCGAUGGCCUCCACCAGCGAUGGUCUCCAACCUAAGAUCUUGGGGCCUAAACCCAUGAUAGUUGCAAGCUUGGACUGGAAACUGCUGGGAUGCCAUGUGAAAAGUUC
Messenger RNA from Durusdinium trenchii, 1383 nucleotides. NCBI's taxonomy places the organism in Eukaryota, Dinophyceae, Suessiales, Symbiodiniaceae. The record is from the annotation of a GenBank genome assembly.